AUGUACGUCAAUCGCGCGUGGCAAGGUUAGUUCUUUUGUUUUAAUUUUAGGCUGAACAUUUCGUUUCGAUCGAUAUCCUCUUCCUUACUUGUGAGGCUCAAGAUUUGAUAGUUUUUGGCACAAUUGGCUGCCUCUAGUUAGUAUCUAGUCGCGUAGGCUAUGUUGAAUCAAAAUGUGUCGUAGAAGUCAUAGUUCCUCUGUGUUCAUCCUUAUGUCUCGCAGGAAGACGCCCAACUGUGCGUCAAUAUGCGGAGGAAUUCCCGAUGUUGGAUCAAGAAGCGCCUGUGGAACAGGCACAUUUGGAACAAGAUCCCGUGGAACUUGUGGAACAAGUGCCCGUGGAGCUUGAGGAUCAACAGGUCCCUGUCCCAAAACAGAAGCCGGAAGGACCCAAGCGUGGAGGCCAAAUGAACGGCCAAAGCGACAGACAGGACUGGCCGGGAUACAAACCGCCGGUGCCAAUUUGGGCGAAAAGGUACACUCAGUUCGGCUCAGACGACUGGCAGGUUCUAAUGGACCAGAGACACAGGAAGGAGCGGGAAGCGGAUCUCGCCGACCGCACCGACAAGGAGAAUGUGGAGAAGGAGAGCGAAAUAGGUCAGUUGUGAGGAGUACUGCAGAUUGGAUGCAUGUGGGGGGACAUGUCAAGUACCAAAUACACAUCGGUGUUUGCAAAUGAUCACUUUCAGAGCAGCCAGAAAAAGAUGCCUACGACGAGUGGCUCAAGGAUGGAAUCGCACAAGGCAGUGAGUUUGCUCAUAAACCGACCAUUAUAAAAUCAGUUAAUUUUCAGGAAAAAAGCAGGGAUAUCUGGAUGUGCUCGGAAGAUUUCAUGAAGUGUUCCCUCGUGUAUACAUUCAUCCUUGA
Messenger RNA from Caenorhabditis sp. 36 PRJEB53466, 867 nucleotides. The record is from the annotation of a GenBank genome assembly. Lineage: Eukaryota; Metazoa; Nematoda; Chromadorea; Rhabditida; Rhabditidae.